Messenger RNA from Glarea lozoyensis ATCC 20868, 3732 nucleotides. RefSeq names its product WW. NCBI's taxonomy places the organism in Eukaryota, Fungi, Ascomycota, Leotiomycetes, Helotiales, Helotiaceae. The record is from RefSeq and is a predicted model, not a curated record. Gene Ontology annotation, molecular function: protein binding. The transcript has 3 exons. The coding region runs from base 1 to 3732 and encodes 1243 amino acids. Gene Ontology annotation, cellular component: membrane.
AUGGCAGGUCGUCAAGGAAAACCAGACGAGGAGCUUUUUCUCUCGAGACCUAAUAAUGGCGGGGACAGUCCCACCGUCGAGCCUUUGAGGAUUCAUAAACCAAACAGUCCGCAACCGCAGACCGGUCGAAGCAAAGUGCCUCAACCCGCGACCAAGAUGUUAUUUCCACUGCCUCCGGGCGCCUCAAGCUCAGCCAGUCCACUUCCAUAUCCUGACGACGAAGACGAUGACGACGAGGAGGACAUGUUUCCUCCACCCGCCAAGUCGCAGACUUAUCGAACACCAUAUCCCGAAGAGAGAAGGCCUUCAGGACAAGGAGGUUUUGCUGGACCUGGCAAGGAACAAUCGCGGCCAGCGACUGGUGGGAGAAAAGCAUCGAAUGAUACUGCGCCGAGGUUGAUGACCAGCCCGAUUGACAAGAGAGGUCCUGGGCUGGCAGAAAGACGAGGAACAGCCCCAAAGCCUCUCCCGGAGUCUCCAGGCCCAGACCUUCCAGACAAAGAAGAAUUGUUUGCGAUGCCGCUGAGAAAAAACACCGCACCUGUCGCAGCACCAGCACCUCCAGCUGGCAGACGUCCAUCAGAGACAGGCCCAAACCCAUACCCCGAGUACCAUCAACAAUAUUUCCCCCCCUCCACUGCCGCCCCUCCCCAAUCGAAUGCUGCUCCUUCGAGAGAAAACUUGGUCGCGCCCACUCCAAACGCCAUGAACAGAUUCUCCUCGACUGCAUCUACCUCUACUACAAGAGCCACAAGAGGUUCGCCGCCCCCUCCCGAGACGCCAAUUCUAGGGCCCGGUGACCCAGGAGCAGGUGGUGGAAUUGAAGCUAGAUACGCGGCAGCGGGAAUUUCUGGAACUGCCACGCUAAGCAAUCUUCACGGUCGAAACGCUGCUGCUGCUCAGCGUCAAAAUCAGUAUGGCCCACCUCCCGUCCCUCAACUACCACAAACACCUGGACUUCCCGCGCAGCAGCAGCAUGCGCCGCGGCCAUGGACUCCCCCUGAUUCCCAUGAUGCUAACCAAUACGGACCUCCCAUUGUUUAUCAAGGUGUGACUGAAGUUACAACCCAAUCAGCAGCCUCUCCGCCUCCAGCAACAAUCCAGCAAAGUGGCCCACAAUCCACCGUGAUACCUCAAGCACCAAACUCAUUUGAGCAAGACUUUCAGAGAAUGAACGUAUCUCCGCAAGAUCCUCCUCCAGCGUAUUCUAGUGUCACACCAAAUGGUGCUGCUAGCUCUUCAUCGUAUCCUGCAGAGAAAGGAGGGCGAGCCCCAGCGCCAGCCGCAAUUAGCACAACUUCGAAACAGAACAUAGCUCCUCCUCUUAUGUCCCCAGAGUUGCAACAUCCCGGCCAUCCCGCAUUUGCUAAUGACGCCCAGCAACCGAUUGGACACCCUCAGCAGGUUACACAACCUAUUGCUCAACAGCAACAACAACCUCAAGUACAGCAGCAACCACAACCGCAAGCAGUGGCAAACUCGUCACCUUUCGGUGGAGCAGGUCCAUCGUCGCCUCCACCUCUUCCAGAAGGAUGGAUCGCUCAUUUGGAUCAGAAUUCUGGUCAAUACUAUUAUAUCCACUUGCCAACCCAAGCGACACAGUGGGAAUUUCCUAAAGGACCGACCCCUCUCAAUCAUGAUAUUGCACCUUUGUCUCCAGUGAUGUCAACCUAUGGACACCAUCCUCUCAUGUCCCCUGGUCUAAUGUCCCCGGGUUUAAGUGCUUUUGGCAAACAACCUCUGAUGUCUCCUGGUUUUCCGCCUCACACUCCAGGCUAUGCAGAAAGUAUUAUGAGCAUGGCUUCACAAACUACCACGGCUGGAGGAUUUUCCGGGCCACCACCAAGUGCUGGCGUUGAUAUGUACAAAAUUGCCCCUACUAAUGGAGUUUAUUUUGGGCCUUAUCUGCGAUAUGUAAACAUGGAUAUGGAACGAGGAUUGUGGUUGGGUACCAUCAUGCUUGUGACCGACGGACCUCAGCCGCCUACGAUUCAUAUACACCAAAGUGUUGAUUUAUCACCCGAUCCGCGGCAACUGAAGGCAAACCCGAUUUUCACACAUCAACGAUGGACGUUUUACCGAUAUGAUGUGGACUUACAGAUGGGCGAAGGGCCUGGCGACAAAUGGACAUACGCCAUUACCUCGCAUCUGGGUUGCACACGGUAUGAGUUUCUGGUUGCUGGACGUUACGAAACGAAUUGGAGAUUCAUUGCGCAUUCUGGUAAUGAUUUUGCCAUGAAUACUAGCGCUGCUGAGCGGUCCAAGCUUGGAGGAAUAGGUUUUAUGUGGAAAGACAUUUUGCAGAAAAAUGUCGAAUGCGGUGGAUUUCACGUCCAGUUAGGUUUGGGUGAUCAAAUCUAUGGGGAUCGUUUAUGGAAAGAAAUUCCACUACUGAAGCAGUGGCUUGCUAUGAGUGGUAAAGAUAAUCGCAAGAGUGCUGCGUGGACGGCAAGACAUGAGGAAGAUGUGUCUCAUUCAUAUUUUCACUACUACACCAGUCACUUCGAUCAGCCAUAUCUGAGAGAGGCUUUUGCCCAAAUCCCGCACGUCCUUCAGAUUGACGAUCAUGAUAUUUUCGAUGGUUUCGGCUCAUAUCCUGAAUAUAUGCAGUCAUCCAACAUGUUCAAAAACAUUGGCCGUAUCGGAAUCGAGAUGUAUCUGCUAUUUCAACACCACACGACGCUGGAAAUUCUUCGUAAUGUGAGCAGUGAUGUUGAUCUGUUUACAAUCACCGGCUCUGGCUGGCAUUUCGUCAAAUAUCUCGGCCCAGCCGUUGUGGUUGUGGGUCCAGAUUGCCGCUCGGAACGAAACCAACGGCAGGUUCUUGCGGGCCCGACGUACCAAGGCUUGUUCCCGAAGGUUGCAACAUUACCACCAAGUGUACAGCACUGUAUUUGGAUGAUCUCGGUUCCUGUGGUCUAUCCACGUCUAGACACUGUCGAGAGCUUAGCUCACACCAUGGCUACUGGUAAGAAAGCAGUAACAGGGACAUACAAUCUCCUUGGUAAGGUGACAAGUUCGGCUGCUGGUCUUGUUGGUGGCCGUGAGGCGGUUGCUUCUGGUUUCUCCCAGGUGAAAAAAGCAGUUGGCAAAUCAGGUCUCAUGGGCGGAGUUCUCAAUACAUUUGGAGACAUCGAUAUCGCCGACGAAUUACGAGACAUGUGGACUCAUGAAUCCAAAGAUCUUGAGCGCACGUACCUAAUACGUACUCUUCAAGGCAUAGCCAACCAAAAAGGAAUACGAAUGACUUUCCUUUCUGGAGACGUAAACUGCUGCGGUGCAGGCCUGGUGCACGAUCCUUCUCACCCUUCGGACCAUAAGACAAUGUAUCAAAUAAUUAGUUCCGCCGUUGUCGCUGCGCCGCCUCCAUCUUAUGUCCUUAAGAUGCUCCACAAUAAUAAACCACUCUACGUCCCAGCUAAUGGUCAGAAGACGACCAAUCAAAUAUCUGAUACUAAAGAAGACAUGAUGGAAAUCUUCCAGACCGAUACCAACGGUGGUCCUCGAGAGAUGAAGAAGCUAAUGGGCAGGAGGAAUUAUGUCGCGUUUGUGGCCUAUGAUCCUGAGAGCAUCAACGGCGGCGCAAUGGGGAAUGGAAGUAUGCACAGUGGUCAGAAUGGGCUGCAGAAGUUGAGUCUCGCUGUGGACUUCGUUGUUCAAGGUGAUGGUGGGUUCAGUCCUCCUACCAAGUACGGGCCGGUGAUUGUUCCAAGUUUGGAGUUUGGCAGAUGA